UCUCACGGCGGACAGCACACACUCCUGGCAGAAGAUGUGAAAUUUGCUCGGCCAUGCCUUGUGAGCCUAUUCGUGAACAUGUCAGUGGUGUGGCACAGUCGGCAGCUGUCCUUUCGCUGACCUCGGGCGUUUUGGGCAGCUUCCCAGGCGCUUCGCGAACUGGUUCAAAAAGUAGCUCCUCUGGAAGCACUUCUGCGUCUUUGUCAAGGAGGCCGAGUGCUGGCACGGCUGACAUGACCUCAGCCACACCCAGCGCUUGUGGCAGUGUCUUCUCCCCUAGUCCAGCUGCAGCCGUCCGCAGCGCAAUGCCAAGCAGCUGCGCUUUGCCAAUCAAGCCUCGCAGUGUCAGCAUCUGUGAGUCCAGCAUGGGAGGAACAAGCCUGCCGAUCCGAAGCAGAAGCGACACAGGCAGCAGCUUAACUCUGCCGAUCAAAGGAAGAAGUGUCAGCGAAAGUGCCUGCGAUGCAGAUCGUCCUGCAUCCGGCCUAGCGCUGCCGAUACGCAGCCGCAGCAGCUUGGAGCCAGGUCGGAGUGGCUUGGAGUUGCCCAUCGCAGGGCGCUCUGUCGUCGCAAGUGCUGACCGCAAGAGGUCCGAGGUCCGUGAAGAGGGGCCGUGCGCUGCAGGAGCGAGAACGGAGCCAGCGACGCAAGCGACCGCGGCCAGCUGUGGCGUGGCCCUCCUGAAUUGUGUCUUCAGCGACUGGGACAGUGAGGAGUCGAAGUCGCCCAUGACCAAGGCCAAGUCCAACCCGCAGUUGACUGGAUCACCAGGUGAUGAAACUCCUGUAUCCUCUUGCAGUCACAGAAGAAUGAGCUCGAAUGUUCAGUACAAAGGCUUCAUCUCCCAGCACAGCUCGGACAUCUCGGUCUAUGAUCGUUACGAUUUUGGUGAGCUCUUGGGAGAGGGUGCAGCUGGAUCCACCUGGGAGGCCUUUCCUCGAGUGCGGGAGACCAGGAGUGGGACCCGGGCACGACGCCUGAGUGGCCAGGAACGGCCAAGAGCGAUCAAGAAGGUGCCCAAGCGCCGGGUCAGCAACUCUACUGAAAGCUUCCUCGCGGAGGUCGAGGUCCUGAAAGAACUUGAUCACCCUAACAUCUGCAAGCUUUAUGAAGUCUUUGAGGAUGCAGACAACAUCUUCUUGGUCAUGGAGCUUUGCAGGGGUGGAGAGCUCUUCGACCGGAUCACGCAAGGAGAACUUGGAGGUGAGGCUCAGGUUGCCAAGCUGAUUCAGCAGUUGGCUCAUGCUGUGCGGUACUGUCAUGAUCGGGGCAUCAUCCAUCGGGACAUUAAGCCAGAGAAUAUCCUCUUCGUGUCCCCGGAACCCGAUGCCCCGGCGAAGCUCAUUGACUUCGGCAUUGCGUGCCACUUCAAACAGACGGAGCAUCGGAGGGAUGAGAAGGGCACGGAGGCCUACUUGGCACCCGAGGUGAAGGACAAUAGCUCGUACACCGAGAAAUGCGACCUUUGGUCUCUCGGCGUUCUUUUGUAUGCAAUGCUCAGUGGCUCUCUACCAUUUAAAUCAGCUGCAGCUGCAAGGAGUGGCGACUUCUCCUUGGAGGCUGAAGAAUGGCAACAGAUCUCCUCAGAAGCCAAGGACCUGAUUCGGCACUUACUGGUGGUCGAGCCCUGUGAGCGGCUCUCGGCUGCCAAGGUCCUGGAGCAUCCCUGGGUGACUGCCAGCCUGGAGGAAGAGGCUGUUCCCGUGAAGGUCCAAGUGCGUCUGAGACGCUAUCAGAGCACAUCUUACUUCCGGAGGAUUCUUCUGUUGGUCGUAGCAAGACAACUUGGAGCCAACGACCUGCCGGAGAUCUACAAGACCUUCAAGGCCAUGGAUACCAAUGGAGAUGGCUCACUGUCUUUGGAGGAGUUCCAAAAAUGCCUGUCCAAUGGAUCAGGUAGCCCAUCUCCAGAGGCCCAUGCCACACCUGAGGCUGGUGAGGCAGAUGAGCUCUCCGAGCUCUUCGAGGCGCUCGAUGCGGAUGGUAGCGGUGCCAUCGAUUACAGUGAGUUUAUGGCCGCAGCCAUUGACCGCAAGAUCUUUUUCAGAGAAGAGCUUUGCUUGCAGGUCUUUGCUGCUUUGGACCGAGAUUCCAGCGGCACCAUCUCCAUCCAGGAGCUUUUUCAGCUUUUGAAGGCUGCAGACCCAGAGGAUUUGUUGGGUAACGAGCUUCGGGAUGAAGUCAUGGAGCUCUUGGACCGCUAUGAUACGGACCGUGAUGGAGAGCUCAGCUUUAGGGAGCUUAGUGGCAGCAAUAGAAGGAAAACACAGCCCAUGUUGGUGCCAAAUCAAGGAUUUCGCCUGGGAAUUCGGAGACGGAGACUGCGAGACAAGUUCAAGUCGGGUUGAAACUCCAAAUGGCAACCAGCUGGAGAGACCUUUGGAUAUGUUUGGCAUCAUUCUGAGUGGUUCCGAGGCCAUUACUACUACAGAAUAAAGGACGUAAUUAGGUGGAGGCCAUCGCAAGUAGGUUGGAGGUCAUCGCUGCUAGGAACAAGAAGCUAGUAGCAAGUUGAACAAUACCGAUGGCCGCAGCACGUCCACGUCCCCACAUCUGCAGCACAGGUUUCGGGCCUUGCUGACGCAGAACCGCGAGGGAUCGCCGCCCAAGCGGUUGCAAAAGCGGGUAUCACAAGGCUCGGAUUUGAUGACGAAAUCUCCCUCCUACUAGGUGCAGCUGUCAGUUGAGUGCAACUGCACUUUUGGUAUGCGGAACACAGGCCUUGGGCCGUUUUGAAAAAUCGGUCAUACUUGAUCAGGUACACUCAUCUAAAACCCCACUGUGUGUGUGUUCUUUUUAAGAGAACACAGAUCGAUGGGAACAGAGUCCAGAGUUGGGUUGGAGGAAUCAUCCAGAAUUGAGGCCCUUGGAGACUCCUACCCCGGAUGCCAACUCGCAGUGCCAAUAGUGCCAGCACUGCCACGGAUUGAUGGGCUGUGGUCGG
Molecule: messenger RNA, 2944 nt
Organism: Durusdinium trenchii
Lineage: Eukaryota; Dinophyceae; Suessiales; Symbiodiniaceae
Source: the annotation of a GenBank genome assembly